AUGCCGCUCAAGGGGCUUCUGGCGGGCAAGACCGCCAUCAUCACAGGUGGAACAACUGGCAUCGGACGGGCCAUCUGCCUCGGCUAUCUGCGCCAGGGAUGCAGCGUCGUGGUCAACCACCUCGGCCUGGACAAGGACCAGGCGCACCUGGAUUCGCUCAUUGCCGAAGCCAACGCCAUCUUGGCCGAGGAUCCUGCUGCCGGCCGCCUCGCUCACGAGGCCGGCGACGUGCGGGAGGUUGAGACCGCGGCCAAGCUGGUGGCCAGGGCCGUCGAGCACUCGGGCCCGGCGCGGCGCCUCGACAUCUGCGUGUCCAACGCCGGCGUGUGCACCUUUGCCGACUUCCUGACGCUGUCGCCGGAUCUGCUGGAGAAGACGUUCCGGACAAACGUGGACGGCGCCUUCUACGUGACGCAGGCGGCCGCCCGCCAGAUGGCGCUGCACCAGAGCCCGACGGGGGGCAGCAUCAUCGGCAUGUCGUCCAUCUCGGCGCUGUACGGCAUCCGCUGCAACGCGCUGCUGCCGGGCACCAUCCGGACGCAGCUCAACGAGGAGGACCUGGCCGACGACGCCAAGCGGAGCUACAUGGAGGGCCGGAUCCCGUUGGGGAGGACGGGCGAGCCUGGGGAUCUGGCGGGCCCGGCCAUCUUCUUGGCCUGCGAGGAGCUGAGCGGCUAUGUGACGGGCGCCCAGCUGCUGGUGGACGGCGGGCUGUUUGUCAACUUGCAGUAA
This is a messenger RNA of Trichoderma citrinoviride, 732 nucleotides long. Its product is annotated as NAD(P)-binding protein. Gene Ontology annotation, molecular function: oxidoreductase activity, acting on the CH-OH group of donors, NAD or NADP as acceptor. The coding region runs from base 1 to 732 and encodes 243 amino acids. The transcript has 2 exons. Lineage: Eukaryota; Fungi; Ascomycota; Sordariomycetes; Hypocreales; Hypocreaceae. The record is from RefSeq and is a predicted model, not a curated record.